Molecule: messenger RNA, 852 nt
Organism: Kalmanozyma brasiliensis GHG001
Lineage: Eukaryota; Fungi; Basidiomycota; Ustilaginomycetes; Ustilaginales
Product: Alpha-ketoglutarate-dependent dioxygenase AlkB-like protein
Exons: 1
Coding region: 1-852 (283 amino acids)
Biological process (GO): DNA damage response; fatty acid metabolic process
Cellular component (GO): mitochondrial matrix
Source: RefSeq, a predicted model, not a curated record
AUGCAUUCCGAUCCCGACGACGAUGACGACUCCCUCUUUGGCGCCGACAGCACCAAUGAUGUGGCAGCGUAUACGAAUGAGGAUCCUCGCGAUGACGUUCCGAUAGCAUCGCGAACGGCUCCAGGCAUACCCGGCUUGUUCUUCUUCCCGGACCUGCUGUCGAGAGAACUCCACGAUCGAGUGCUACAGCAGGUCUCUGCAUGCGGCUACUUUGCCGUCACAGAUGAGGCCGGGAAUUCCUCCAAGGCCGACUGUAAUAGGACCGAGUCAUACGCUCGCUCAUCGCGCAACCAAGCGAUGCUCUUUGCGCGGUCACUGGCAUCGUCGUCAGAUACCAUGCCGGGUGCGCCACCAUCGGCAGGCGAUUCGAGCUGCUCUGGUCUUCCCGCGUGGGCCCUUGACCUCAUACACGAUUUGCAACACCUCCUAAUUGCCCAGCCCGAGCAUUAUCUCCCUCAAUCAGUCAAGCACCUCCUCUUCCCCUCCGACCAGCUCCGCUCGCGUCAACUCAUCCUCAACCUCUACGCGGGUGCAGAGGGCCUCUCGCCGCACGUCGACUUGGUCAACCGCUUUGCCGAUGGCAUCAUCCUCUGCUCUUUCGGUCCACAGGGUACGGGCACCGUGAUGGACUUUACGCACGAGCGACAGGCGUCGGAGCAUCUCUUCCUGCCAUCGGGGAGCGUGGUCGUGUUGUCCGGCCAGGCGAGGUACGAUUGGAAGCAUGGGAUCAGCGCCAGGGAUAUGGAUCGUGUGCGCGCUUUUGAUGGUAGCGUGGACGAGCUGAAGCGGUCAAUUCGGCUAAGUGUCACCAUCAGGUCUAUGUUGCCAGGCGCUGACAUUGUCGGCGAAUGA